AUGGCAAUCUCGAACGGAUAUUCGACCAGAGAGAGAACAGGUGUUAAGGUAGUCAUCGUAGGAGCAGGCUUCGGAGGCCUCACAGCUGCCAUCGAAUGCCAUCGCCAAGGUCACGAAGUCGAAAUCUACGAAUCCUUUCCACAACUCAAAGUCCUAGGCGACAUAAUCUCCUUCGGUCCCAAUGCCGGCCGCAUCUACAAACGCUGGUCCAACGGCGAAAUCGCCGACCAGAUGCGCGCGUUGAGUAUUGAUCUGUCCAAAUACGGAUUUCGAAUCCAUAAAUACGAUACUGGUGAAAUAAUCACAACGCAAAAAUCGUCGCCACGAGAUCCAGAUGCGCCGGUGUUUAAUGGUCAUCGUGGUGAAUUGCAUAGUAUUGUGUUCAAGUAUGCGAGGGAUGAGUUAGGGAUUCCGAUUCAUCUUGGUCAGAGGGUGAGGCAGUAUUGGGAGGAGGAGGAGCAGGCAAGUAUUGUUUUGGAUGAUGGGAGGAGAGUAUCUGCAGAUGUGGUUAUAGGCGCGGAUGGAGUGAGGUCGAAAGCCAGGGAACUGGUUCUAGGAUAUGUCGAUAAGCCCAAGUCCAGUGGAUACGCGGUCUAUAGAGCGUGGUUCCCAAAUACCGAUAUGAUCAAAGACCCCCGAACAAAACAAUUCUGCGAGAAUGGAGAUACAUUCAACGGCUGGAUUGGUCCAGAUGUGCAUUUCCUCUUUUCUACUAUCAAGAAUGGCUCAGAUUGCUGCUGGGUAUUGACUCAUCGUGAUGAAGCUGACAUCGACGAAUCCUGGUCCUUCCCCGGAAAACUCGAAGAUGUCUAUAACUUCCUCGAAGGAUGGGAUCCAAUGUGCAAGGCAAUUGUAGAAAAGACUCCCUCAGUCGUAGACUGGAAACUCGUUUAUCGAGAUCCAUUGCCGCGGUGGGUCAGUGAUAAAGGUCGAAUUACUCUCCUAGGAGACUCUGCGCAUCCGUUUCUGCCUACUUCGACGCAGGGAGCUACGCAGGCUAUGGAGGAUGGCGUUACGAUUGCUGUCUGUCUCAAGAGGGCGGGGAGUAGGGAUCGGAUUCCGGCUGCUGUUCGGGCUUAUCAGGAUAUUCGGUAUGACCGUGUACGUAAGAUACAAAAGACAGGAGAAAGUACAAGGGAUAUGUGGCACAAGGCGGAUUGGGAUAAGGUCAAAAAGGAUUCUUCUUCGAUUCAUCUUCCUCGCGAGGACUGGAUAUUUGCUCAUGAUGCUGAGAAACAUGCUGAAGAGGUUUUUGAUGAUGUGAUAAAGAAGUUUGUUUAG
Messenger RNA from Talaromyces stipitatus ATCC 10500, 1281 nucleotides. RefSeq names its product MAK1-like monooxygenase, putative. The record is from RefSeq and is a predicted model, not a curated record. Bases 1 to 1281 code for a protein of 426 amino acids. Gene Ontology annotation, biological process: secondary metabolite biosynthetic process. Gene Ontology annotation, molecular function: FAD binding; monooxygenase activity. Lineage: Eukaryota; Fungi; Ascomycota; Eurotiomycetes; Eurotiales; Trichocomaceae. The transcript has 7 exons.